Molecule: messenger RNA, 534 nt
Organism: Vicia villosa (hairy vetch)
Lineage: Eukaryota; Viridiplantae; Streptophyta; Magnoliopsida; Fabales; Fabaceae
Product: secreted RxLR effector protein 161-like
Exons: 1
Coding region: 1-534 (177 amino acids)
Source: RefSeq, a predicted model, not a curated record
AUGAGUGAACCAAGAGUGUCACACAUGAAGGCUGCAAGAAGAACUCUAAGAUACUUAAAAGGAUCGAUAGAGUAUGGAAUUCAAUUUCGACGAAAUUAUGAAGACAAAGAAGCAAUAAUAACUUGUUUUUCAGAUGCUGAUUGGUGUGGAGAUAAGGAAGAUCAAAGAUGCACAACUGAUGAAUAUUUCUUUCAAGUAUUUGGUGCUCCAGUUUCAUGGUGUUCGAAGAAAAAUCCUGUGGUGGCAUUAUCAUCAUGUGAAGAUGAAUAUAUAGCAGGAUCCUAUAAUGCAUGUCAAGCAAUUUGGAUUAGAUCGGUACUUGAAGAAAUGGAGGUAAAAGUAAAGAAACCUCUUAUGUUGCAAAUUGACAACAAGUCAGCCAUAAAUCUGGUGAAGAAUCCAGUUUUGCAUGGAAGGAGUAAGUAUAUCAAAGCUAGAUUUCACUUCCAAAGGGAAAAGGUAAAUCGAGGUGAACUUGAACUUAGACAUUGCUUGAAUGAAGCACCGUUGGCCGACAUUUUUACAAAGGAUUGA